Kalmanozyma brasiliensis GHG001 is the source of this 2919-nucleotide messenger RNA. Its product is annotated as DNA mismatch repair protein, C-terminal. NCBI's taxonomy places the organism in Eukaryota, Fungi, Basidiomycota, Ustilaginomycetes, Ustilaginales. Bases 1 to 2919 code for a protein of 972 amino acids. Gene Ontology annotation, cellular component: MutLalpha complex. Gene Ontology annotation, molecular function: ATP hydrolysis activity; mismatched DNA binding; ATP-dependent DNA damage sensor activity. The transcript has a single exon. The record is from RefSeq and is a predicted model, not a curated record. Gene Ontology annotation, biological process: mismatch repair.
AUGACGAGUGCUCAAGACGGCGUCGCUGCGCCAACUGAUGGCGCCACUUCGAUGAUCCGCGCUAUCCCGACCCGGGAUGUUCACCGCAUCACCAGCGGACAAGUCGUGCUCGACCUGCAGACUGCGGUCAAGGAGCUCAUCGAGAACGCACUCGAUGCCUCUGCCACCAACAUUGCCAUCCACUUUCGAGACUACGGCGCCGACUCGUUCGAGGUGGUCGACAAUGGCACCGGCAUCGAUCCUUCCAACUACACCUCUGUCGCCCUCAAACACUACACCAGCAAGCUCAGCUCCUUCUCUGAUCUUGCUCUGGUGCGAACAUUUGGAUUUCGAGGCGAAGCGCUGUCGUCCUUGUGCGCUCUGGCCAAAGUGACGAUCCACACAGCGACUUCAGAGCAAGCACCCAUGGGCACCAUCCUGCACUUUGCUCGAUCGGGCAAGGUGGAAAGCGAUACAGGCAGGGCGGCAAGACAGAGGGGCACCACCAUCACCAUUGAAGGGCUCUUCAAGACGCUGCCGGUGCGAAGGAAAGAGUUCGAGAAGAACCUCAAGCGCGAGUACACCAAAGCACAGAACUUGCUCCAGGCGUACGCGCUCGUCACCAAAGGAGUGCGAUGGACGACGACAAAUACCCCAGCAGGCGGUCGCAAGACUCCGCAGUUCAGCGUCAACUCGUCGAGCGCCGACAACUAUCUCACUGCCAACGUCUCGGCUCUCUUUGGUGCCAAGGUCGCUCCUACGCUGAUGCCGCUCAACCUCGAGCUCACUUUUUCCGUCGCACGGUCUCGCGGCAGGCUCCUUCAAAGUGCAGCAGGAAGUGAAGACGGUGACGGCGACGGAUCCACUGCACAGCGCGAGGAGACGUCCACCGUGAAGGUCGUCGGUCUGAUCAGCAAGCCAGUCUACGGGUCCGGUCGCACAUCGUCCGAUCGACAAUUCUUCUACAUCAAUGGUCGGCCGUGGGAAGCCGGUCGGGUCAGUCGAGCCUUCAACGAGGUGUACAAGUCGUUCAACUCGAAUCACUUUCCUUUUGUCAUUGCCGACUUCAGGCUGCCGACAGACUCCUACGAUGUCAAUGUCAGCCCAGACAAGCGAACCAUCUUCUUGCACGAAGAGAGCCGGCUCAUCGAGAAGGUCAAGGAGGCCCUCGAGGAGCUCUUUGCGCCCAGCAGAGCCACAUUUCUCGUCAAUGGAGCCAGCCAUUCGCUCCGGAAUGGGAGCGGCGUGACAAGCUUGAGUGCACAGUCCAAACUCAGCACGUUUCUCGGGAAGGCCGAGGAGCACCAUGCAGCUGAAAACGAGAACGAGGACCUCGACUCUGCUGCGAACCACGGAGACGACCUCGAACAGGAUAAAGACGAGCUCCGGGCGAUCAUGCAGCAGGACGAGGAAGCAGAAGAGGACGUCGAGCCUGUCGAACGAGCAAACGGCGAUCAGGAUGACCAUGAGGUGCCACGAACACACCGCACCACCUCUGACAAUCACCAUCUCGAGUAUCGCGAAGAUUCGAACAGCCUUCCACCGAUUCCACGCCGAGAGCGCGAGGAAGCUAUGGACGAGGAUGACAGCGAACCGGACGUGCCCGCGCCCCUCGCUCCCGAAGCAGAUGCUCCAGAUGCGAAGUCGUCAAAGCGCGAUCACGGCGACAUGUCUGAUACUUCUCCCAGCAAAAAGCAGCGUCUCACAACAGCGUCGCCGUUGCAUCAGAGAGACCGGCAGGACGCUGCCGACUCAAAUCGAUCGCGUGACCAAGCCAGGACUGUCUUGGCCUCGCUACGGACAUUUGCGCUACCUGGUACGGAGGUCGAAGGCGAUUUACCCGUCUCGACUCGGAUGGCGGCUAGCAAUGACCACGACGAGUCCGGGUCAAUGUCGGUGAAUCCCGAAGCAAUGGAUUCUUCGUCAGAGGACGAGCUGGCAUCUGAUCCGCCAGCGGUCGAGGCAGAUGAGCUCGCCGAGGAGGAAGCUGAUGAGCCUCUGUCCAACAAGCUGGCCGCGAUGCACGAGGUCGCUGCGGAUAGCGAGGGGCUCGUCGAGGAGGACGCAGUCCCAUUCGACAUGAGCCAUCUCCAGGAAAGAUUGCAAACGCGGAAGCUGGCCCUCUCCCUAUCGGACGCAGAGCCCCGGUACCUUCCUCUGUCCGGAGACGAGGAGCUGCUUCAAGGUGCCGGCGUCGGCAAUGCGGACGAGGCCCAAGUCGAGCGAGCCCUCUCUCGCGUGAUCCACAAGCAGGACUUUUCCACCAUGAAUGUCAUCGGCCAGUUCAACCUGGGCUUCAUCAUCGCCCGGCGUCGAACCCAACCCGACGCCUCCACCGACGAGAUGGACGAUCUCUUCAUCGUCGACCAACACGCCUCGGAUGAAAAGUUCAACUUCGAGACGCUUCAGCUUACGACACAGAUUCGUUCGCAGAAGCUCAUUGUGCCACGACCCCUCGAGCUGUCUGCGUCUGACGAGCUGGUUGCGAUCGAGCACCAGGCGACGCUGCUCUCGAACGGCUUCGAGGUGGCCGUAUCCGAAAGCGGACUUCCUGGGACCCGAGUCAAGCUGGUAGCUCAACCUAUCAGCAAAGGUACCGUCUUUGGCGUCAAGGAUCUCGAGGAGCUGUUGUAUCUGCUCAGAGACACCACAGCAGGCUCGGAAGCAGCUCGAGGCAUCCGAUGUAGCCGGGCAAGGGCCAUGUUUGCCAGCCGAGCCUGCCGGAAGUCGAUCAUGAUCGGCACUGCCUUGAACAAGAGCAGGAUGAGCGCCGUCCUCACCAACAUGGGUACGAUCGAACAGCCAUGGAAUUGCCCACACGGACGUCCGACGAUGCGUCACCUGGCAUGCCUCAAGACGCUCGAUGCCGCAGGACAAGGAGGCAAAAGGGAGGAGGAUACGGAACCCACUUGGAAUGAGGUUGCUCAACGUCUUCGAUAG